CCGGAAAAGACCAGUAAAGCCCACCACGCUGCUCCCCGGGGCCAGCGGAACGGAGAGACCGACGUGUGAUUCCUCUUUGUACUCAACCAGAAGAGUUGGGUCCGGCUCUGCUUCCGCUGCCUUCUCCUUUUUUAACAGGGAGCCUGACUGCUGGAAAUAGCCCGAUAAGCCGGUUACUCGUCCUCUUUAACCGCAGCAGUCGGUCUGUCUUUGUGGAAGCGGACAUCCCAUGUCAGUGUCCCUUUGAGCCAUUUUGGACAACAAAAGGUCCAGCGACCGUUAUUUUCUUUUCUUUUUUUUUUCUUACCGGGGGGGAUUUCAAGUCACACACAGCUAUUUAUUUGUGGAACAACAGUCCCAUUUUUUUUACACUUCCACACCUCCAGAUAGGAGGGGGGUCCAUUUUCCUUUUUUUUUUUUUUUUUUUUUUUUUUUUUUUUUUAAAAGAGAAAAAUCAUCCCCUAACCGAGCGACAAUGGCAGCUGUAACGAGCCCGGAGACGAGCCCUCAACCGCGGGUAUAUUUCCAGACGCCGGCCGGCACCACGGAGGAACCGGAGACUCCCGUUAGGAAGCAGGGACGGGUUACCGUCAAAUACGACCGAAAGGAGCUGAGGAAGAGGCUGAACCUGGAGGAGUGGAUCAUCGACCAGCUAACGGACCUCUACGACUGCGAGGAGGAAGCCAUCCCAGAGCUGGAGAUCGACGUGGAUGAACUGCUGGACAUGCCCAGUGACGUUGAGCGAGCAGCCAGGGUCAAGGACUUGCUGGUUGACUGUUUUAAACCCACUGAGGAUUUCAUCUCAGAGCUGCUUGACAAGAUCAGAGGAAUGCAGAAGCUCUCUACGCCUCAGAAGAAAUGAUGGCGUCCAAACUUUCCCCACGUUUUCCCCUCCGUCUCGUCUUCCUUCCACGACCCUCGUUUUUUAUUUAAGGUCUUCUUCCGCCUCCGUUGAAGGUCAUAAAAUGUCAGAAUUGCUUCUGAUCGUAGUUGUCUCGGUCUUUGUUUUUUGCGUGUACCGUGAUGGAUCUGGACUUCUUUCAUCAGCAGAAAUGAGCAACUCGCCUUGCGGCUCAUCUCUCCUCUCCCCUAUUGUCUCCUGUCCUGCCGUUACUCUACUCUUCUCUUCCUAAUCUUCCUCCUCUUCCUCCCACCUUCCCAUCUGUCUGAGGAGGAGCAGAGUCCCAUAAUUACUGUAAAAGCGGGGAAGAACAUGUAAAAUACGAAACGGAGUGAAAACUGCGGAUGAAACAUGGGCAAAUUCUUCAGCCUCCACCAGCGAGAUUAUGUGAAUAUUUUAACUUGUUUGAGAUUUUUUCCCUCUCCUGGUUCUGUUUGAGGGAGAUCAUCACUUCACUUAAUCUUUUUUAAUAAUAAUAUUUUUGGGGUUCUGUUUCUGCCGCCUAAGCACAGGCAGUGCUGCAAAAAGACUUUUUUGGUGUCUCCUAAAGGGCAUAUACCAUCAUGUUAGCAACUUCAUCUGUGUCCAGACUCACAGCUCAGAAUACUUGGAUUCAUUUCAUGACUAAAAUUGAGAAAUAUGUAAAAAAAAAAAAAAAAAAAAAAAAAAAAAAAAAAAAAAAAGUGACAGGAAGAGGAAAUGUAAAGCAGCUUAAAGUUGCUGAAGAGAGUAAAAUUUGGGUUCAUAAAGCGAGAAUUUAUAUG
Poecilia latipinna (sailfin molly) is the source of this 1665-nucleotide messenger RNA. RefSeq names its product protein phosphatase 1, regulatory (inhibitor) subunit 14Bb (gene ppp1r14bb). Lineage: Eukaryota; Metazoa; Chordata; Actinopteri; Cyprinodontiformes; Poeciliidae. Gene Ontology annotation, cellular component: cytoplasm. The coding region runs from base 476 to 862 and encodes 128 amino acids. Gene Ontology annotation, biological process: innate immune response; regulation of phosphorylation. The transcript has 4 exons. The record is from RefSeq and is a predicted model, not a curated record. Gene Ontology annotation, molecular function: protein serine/threonine phosphatase inhibitor activity.